AUGGCUCCAGUCAACUUGCCUAAUGAAGUGUUUCUCCUGAUCGCACAUCAACUGCCUGAUCAGGCCAGUCUCUCCAAGUUAAUGCAGACAGACUGGACCAGAUAUCAACUUCUGUGGGACUAUCUCUACGAUCGAGUGCCUGGGAAUGAAAAGAACCGCGUUCUCGUCUGGGCGGCAGAACGUGGCCAUGAAAAAGUCGUGCGCGCCAUGCUGCAGCGCGGCGGCGAAUACUAUUCUCUAAAACGCUCGCGCCUUGACCACGGCCUGGUGGAGCCAGGACCAAGGUUGUGGCUCGAUAGCGCCAUUGCCGGUGCUGCGGGUAAUGGCCAUGCGAGUAUACUGCGACUCUUGCUCAAACGACAAUCCGGUGCAUUGCAGAUGCCGUUUCCUAAGCGUGACGCGCCACUCGCGAGAGCUGCCGCUCAUGGCCAUGCUGAAGCAGUCAGCAUCCUCCUGGAGGACAGCGCCGAGAUUCAAUCAAAGCUCACAACGGAGCAAGCUGUCAGGGAGAGUCGUGAGGAUUCUCUGAUUUUCAGCUUUGCGUUGAACGAAGCGCUUCGGCGGGGUGACGAAGAGAUCGCGAACCUCCUACUUGCGGACGAUCGCAUCGAUCUGGACUCGGAGAGUCUCUGCGCGGCCGCGUCGGGCGGGAAAGAGCGACUCGUGGAUCUGUGCUUGCGCCAGGGGCCCGCGUGGCGUCCCGGCACGGGCUUUGAAUCGCCGCUCGGGGCAGCCGCACGCAGAGGCCACCAGAACGCAUUUCUGAAGAUCGCGGGAUUGAAAGACGUCGACUUGAAUAUGAGAGAUGAGCCAGGCAGGACCCCGCUUGCCGUUGCUGCAGAGCACGGGCAAAAUGGAAUUGCCGAAAUCCUCUUGGGCUCUCCGGGCGUGGAUGUAGACCCCCGGGAUAAAUCCGGCCAAACGCCCCUUCAUCAUGCUGCCAGAAGGGGCAAUACUGUGCUGGUUCGAAAGCUCCUGGAAACCGGCGCGGUGGAUGUGGACAAUCGAAGGUCGGACAUUUAUAUCCCCUUGAUCUCCGCGGCCAGCUUUGGACAAGUCGAGGUCGUGAAGCAGCUGCUGGAGGCGGGGGCGGAUCCUGAUCGUCCAAAUGACCGGGGGCGCACACCCUUAGCCACCGCAGCACUCUCGGGGGCUGAUCAAGUCGUGGAGGUCUUGCUGGCAACAGGACGAGUGAAUCCGGACUCUCGGGAUAGUGCCCACAUGACUCCCUUGAUGCAUGCAGCAGGCUCCGGCAGAUUCUUGAGUAAACCUGACAACUUUGUGCGAACAAGAGCAUUUGAAGUAGAGACUGAGAAGGUGAUCAUUCCACUGCUGAAAGGCGAACAGCCACCCGCCUUGAAUCUGCAGGGACUCUUUCCCAAACCCGACAUUGACCGGGACAUCUCCACUCGUGGCGCGCUUUCCGUGAUGAAGCAGCUUCUGUCUCUGGACCAGGUUGACCCCAAUGCAAGAGAUAGGCAAGGGCGGACUGCACUGUCGUACGCCGCUGAAAUGCACGAAGUGGACGCCAUUCGGGUGCUGAUGGAGGACGGGCGCGUGGACGUGGAUUGCGCCGACAACGAUGGUUGGACACCCAUGACCUGGAUGCAGAAGAAAGUCAAGUCUGGCCUGUGGAGCCAGGAUUGGGAGGCAUACCUCGGGAUCUAA
Penicillium oxalicum is the source of this 1668-nucleotide messenger RNA. RefSeq names its product ankyrin repeat domain-containing protein. The coding region runs from base 1 to 1668 and encodes 555 amino acids. Gene Ontology annotation, molecular function: protein binding. The transcript has a single exon. Lineage: Eukaryota; Fungi; Ascomycota; Eurotiomycetes; Eurotiales; Aspergillaceae. The record is from RefSeq and is a predicted model, not a curated record.